Molecule: messenger RNA, 332 nt
Organism: Penaeus monodon (black tiger shrimp)
Lineage: Eukaryota; Metazoa; Arthropoda; Malacostraca; Decapoda; Penaeidae
Product: short transient receptor potential channel 4-associated protein-like
Biological process (GO): ubiquitin-dependent protein catabolic process
Cellular component (GO): Cul4A-RING E3 ubiquitin ligase complex
Molecular function (GO): phosphatase binding
Source: RefSeq, a predicted model, not a curated record
CAGAUUUGAUGGAAAGAAUACAACCUCAAGCCAUUGUGAACCAGUUAGAAGCUUUGACAAGCCCAAUGCUUCAGAGAGUUGAGAGUGUUUAUGUGUUAGGUCUCCUCUUGUUAGGGAAACAGCGUAAGGAAGUCCAGACACAAUUGGCACAGCUACGCCUCAUACCCCGACUCUCCCAGCUUUUUGACCUCUUCAUCUGGAAAUGUGAAACGUAUCAGGAGCGUGUACGAGUUCCAGGUCACCUCAGCUCUUGUGAAUGCAGUCCAGAAGUUGCCCUUAAAAUACAAUUUUUAAGAUUGGUGCAUAGCUUCUGUGACCAGUCCGAGUACAGA